UGGUUUGGCGGUUCAGCUAUUAGAGGAAUAAUCUAAUUUAUUCGUAUGAUGUACAGCUUGGAUUGGGUUUUGGUGAAUGUGGCGAUAGACUAAAUUUAUUUCCGUUCUAUAAAAGGUCUACGUUAAUGUAAAUCUCAAACCUUAAAAAAACAUACCAGUAACUGACAUAGUGACAGUUAACUGUUUCAUUUUUAACUACUGUGUGACUAAAAUUUUUUGGGAGAUGCUUGGAUCAUAACAAUUACAUUGAUAAUAAUAUUUGUUUAUUAAAAAUGAAUAAAUCAAAAAGUAUUCAAAAAUAUUAUAUGCGUGCAAAAAGAGUUUGUCGUGGUAGUUCUAAUAUAUCAAGUUCGAAUAUAUAUUUUGAAAGUAAUGAAAAUGAAAUAGUUGAGAAAACUGUUCAAAUUGAACAAAAUGUUGAAGAGGAAUUACCAGAUUGUUUUCCUGUUUUUGAAACCAAUUGUCUACCUGUUUCGAGUACUCAUCAAUCUGACUUUAUUGAUGCUGAUGUUGAGGAAACAAUCCUCCAUAAUAUCCAUGUUAAUGAUGAUUUUAAAACUAAAUUGAGAAAUUGGGCAUUACGUUACAAUAUCACUCAUGUAGCCCUUAAUGAGUUGUUACGUUUAUUAAAAACAACAUCGAAUGAUUUGCCUUUAGAUUCUAGAACCUUAUUGGGAACAACAAGAGAAAUAAACUCGAAACAAGUAGAACCUGGUAAAUACUAUCAUUUUGGUUUAAAAUAUUGUCUGGAAAAUAUUGUCAGCAAUUUGAGUGAGUCUAAGAGAAAUAUGGAAUUAAUCGAGAUAAACAUAAAUAUUGAUGGUUUGCCACUAUCAAAGAGCUCAAGUAGCCAAGCUUACCCGAUACUAUGUAGUAUAGUUGGUUUUAAUUUUGUGGACAUGGUUGGUAUAUACCAUGGCAAUGAAAAACCAAAAAAUGCUAAUGAAUUUUUGGCAGAAUUUGUAGAGGAUAUCACCAGUAUUAUUAAUAAUGGUACUGUUAUAAAUGGCAAGUUUUAUAAUGUAAAAAUUAAAGCUUUUAUAUGUGAUGCACCAGCAAAAUCUUUCAUUAAAUAUACAAAGAGCCACACAGGAUAUUCAUCUUGCAGUAAGUGUCAAAUAGAGGGCGAUUAUAUAAACAAUAGGGUUUGUUUUCCUAAUGGUAAUAAUAAUAUUCAGUUAAGAACCGAUUUAGAAUUUAGGUCUAAAGUAGAUGAAAAUCAUCAUAAUGGUACAUCACUAAUUGAGAAUAUUCCCGGAAUAGAUAUGAUUAAUAGCUUUCCUCUCGAUUAUAUGCAUUUGAUUUGUUUAGGAGUUAUGAAAAAGAUUCUAUUACUUUGGUGUUGUGGCAAACCAUCAACAAAAAUUUCUUUUCAAAAAAUCUCAACAAUAUCUUCUUUACUAAUUAAAUUAUCUCCAUACAUAACUCGCGAAUUUAAUAGAAAACCAAGAAGUUUAAAUGAAUUAAAGCGAUGGAAAGCAACAGAGUUUCGCCAGUUUUUGUUCUAUACAGGGCCUUUGGUGCUUAAAAAUAAUAUCAGUAAAGAUAGGUACCAUAAUUUUCUAGCUUUACACGUUGCUGUAACUAUUUUAUCCAAUUCACAGUAUAAGGCACAAAUUAAUUACGCUUUUGAGUUAUUAAAUUAUUUUGUAAAUACUUUUAAAAUUUUAUAUGGAUCUGAACAAAUAUCUCAUAAUGUACAUAACUUGUUGCAUUUAGUACAAGAUGUCAAAAAUCAUGGAUCACUGGAUAGUUUCAGUGCAUUUCCUUUUGAAAAUUUUCUUCAAAGCAUCUUAAAGUCUCUUCGAAAAUGUGAUAAACCCUUAGAGCAAAUAGUAAAACGACAUUCUGAAAAAAUAAAUGUUUCAAGUAUCAGUAAACAAAAUAAAACAUUUCCAAUCUACAGAGAUCAACAUUAUCCUACGUUGUUAUUAAAUUAUGAAUUUUCGAAACAUUUUAAAACAGUUGCUUUUGAACAUUAUAUUUUAUGUAUUGAAGAACCAAAUAAUUGUUGCCAUUUAAAAACUGGUGAAAUAAUCAGUAUUAGAGAUAUAGUUCUCUAUCAAAAUAGAUAUAAAAUUGUUGGUAGCAAAUAUUUGAAUUUACGAUCCGUUUAUGAUGUUCCAUGUAAAUCAUCAGAAUUUGGAAUUUAUGAAUCAGUCAAGGUCAAUGCAAAUAAUUUAGGAGCUUCUGAACUCUUUGACGUUGAUAAUGUUGAUUACAAAUGUAUAAAAUUUGAGUAUCCUGAAAAAUCUGUAAUUUUGCCAGUUCUACACACAUCACAUGACACUACUAUAUAGUUACUAUUAUAUAAGGAUUU
Anoplophora glabripennis (Asian longhorned beetle) is the source of this 2320-nucleotide messenger RNA. RefSeq lists its product as uncharacterized. Bases 273 to 2300 code for a protein of 675 amino acids. NCBI's taxonomy places the organism in Eukaryota, Metazoa, Arthropoda, Insecta, Coleoptera, Cerambycidae. The transcript is spliced from 2 exons. The record is from RefSeq and is a predicted model, not a curated record.